AUGACACACCAAAAAUUUCGACUUGAGCUCCUUUGGGCCCGCAGGAGAAAAACUGGUGGUCUUGCAGAAACCCGGUGGAGGGAGGGGGGGGAGCGGCGGCACCGCAACUUCCCUCCCCGCCUUGAGCGCCGCCGGCCGGGCCCGGGCCUAGGCCUCCCUGGCCGCCGCCGCCAGAGCAGGUACCGGAGCCCGCUACGUGCCCCCGCUAGGCCGCCGCCGCCUCCUGCGCCGCCGCUUCCGCCGGUGAAUGGUCAGCGCUGGAGUUUGAACAGGGCCCUGAACCAUCUCAACGCCAUUUGCGCUCCCGGCCCCCACCUCCUUCCUCCAACAGCCGCUCGCUCCGUCACUCCGCUUCCCACAGGCCCCGCGCGGCCGUCCGACCCCGCAGCCAAUCGCGCGGCCGCUUACUCAAACCGCCGCGCAGGCGCUGCUCCCCGCAUGCUCCGGCGCCCGCCAUUGGCCCGGCCGCAGCGCCCGACGGGAGUUGUAGUCCGGGUCCGCGAGGGCGCUAUACUCGCGGCUAGGCGCGGGAGCCGGCGGCGGGAGGAGCGGUUGUGGCGGGCUUUGCCCGCCCGGGCUCGGGAGCCCGUUGCAGCUCUUGACCACGCCGGGAGACGCAGGUGCCGCCAGGGAGGGCCGGGGGCGCAGUGCAGGCAGCUGUGUCAAUCGUUUCCCCUCCAGGGACUCGCCCGUGUCUAGGGACGGUGGGUUGUGCAGCUGCGCCAGGCCUGCUGGGGCCGCGGCCUGGGAGCGCGGAGGCGCGGAGUUCGCGGCUGGGAACCGCCCUCUACCCGGCCUGGCGAGUGCUGGCCCGACGCAGGCUGCUCUCCUGCGUGCUGCCUGGAGGAGGGUAGAAUCUCCACUACCUUGAGCUCCAUCCACUCAGGUGGACUCAUCCUUUGCUUCAGUGGAAGAAAGAAAAUCCUGCCAGGAAAACUAAUAGAAGAAUCUGUUGUGCCAUUGUUGGGUCUCUGUUGCAGCCAGGACAUGAGAACUGUCAGAACUGGAAUUGCUAAGUAGAACUGUGUAAUCUUUUUCUGAUAAUGUGUAGUACAAUGUAUCACAACUUUCAAAAUUCACUUCAGAGAGCUUGAAGUCAGAAAUGUCCACACUGGUUACAGGAAAUGUUUCCUUGUUUUAGGAUGGGGAAUCAGAAUUUAUAAUAAAAAUUAUAAAUCAUA
This is a messenger RNA of Felis catus (domestic cat), 1181 nucleotides long. Its product is annotated as CASP-like protein 4A1. NCBI's taxonomy places the organism in Eukaryota, Metazoa, Chordata, Mammalia, Carnivora, Felidae. The record is from RefSeq and is a predicted model, not a curated record. The transcript is spliced from 3 exons. Bases 1 to 699 code for a protein of 232 amino acids.